AUGACGAUACCACAGAUGUCCCCCCGCGACCACUUUCUCGCUUGGAUGGAUGCCGUCGACGUCGCCGACACAACACAAACGUUCGAUGCCAUGGUGGCCGCCGCCAACGUCACCUCCUCCCAAGGGCUAGCUCUCUACACCGCCCUCAAAGCCGCUCUUCUCCCCAUCCUGCCGUACCGCCAAAAAGGCUUGUUCACCGCCAUCGACGGCAAACUCGCUGCCACCGCUACCCUCCGCGAGGAAUCCUCGCCUACCGGCCGCAUACUCAUCAGCGGUGCCGGGCCUUGCGGGCUCCGGUCAGCGGUGGAAUGCGCGCUUCAGGGCUACCACGUCACAGUGCUGGAGCUGCGAUCCCAGUUCAGUCGCCACAAUAUCAUCAAGACGUGGAAGACGAUCAUCCAGGAUCUGACGAGCUUGGGGUUGUCGCAGUACAUGCCUGCCUUCCAGCCGCAUGGACAUCUACACCUGGAGACCAAGCAGAUUCAACUUGUCCUGUUGAAGACGGCGCUGCUGCUGGGCGUCCGGGUGCAGUAUGAUCAGGGCCUUUGUGGCUUGAUCGAGCCCAUUUCUGGAGUCGAUGCUCCGACGGCGUGGACAGGGUGGUCGUUACCCGCCGCAGAGGCAAAGGCGAUCGUCAAGAGCAAGAACAAUGCCGUUGCCGUGGAUUCCACCGGCAACGAGAGUGCGGACGCUAAUGAAAAGGAAGAGAUGAGCGAGGAGGAUACCCCGGCGGAGCUGGCCUUCCGCCACUCUGAAGCCAACCUCGACGGCGCCGAGAAGCGAUCGAAAGUAGACUUUGUCGAACGUGCGAGCUCACAAGACGGCGUCAUCACCCGCGCGGCGGCUGUACAUACGAUACCCUCGCAUGCCGUAAAACACGAAUUCGACGCCUUACUUGUAGCCGAAGGCGAAUCCUCCCGGCUGCUCCGCAAUCUCGGCUUCGACCGCAAGUACGUGCGCUUCGCCGAAGCGAUCGGGAUGGUCGUCAACCUCGAGUUCUCCCCGCAAGCCACGGACGCCAAAUCGAAGAGCCGCGCCCCUGAACUCCAACUCCCCGAGUUCGUCGGUUCCCGCGCUCAAGCCGAGUGGCGUACCGGCCCGCUCGGCAAACUGGAGAAACUCGGUGUCGGCAUCGAGAACAUGGAGUACAUGCGGGGUCUUAAGACCCAUUUCCUCGUCAUCACCGUCAAACGAGCAUCCCUACAUGAAGCCGGCGUCCUGCGCAACAACGAAGGCACCGUCCACGACGUCCUAUCACCCACCAACGUCGACAUCACCCAACUCCGCUCAUUCGCCCGUCACACGGCCUCCUCGGUCGGCGUGCCCCCCGACGCGCCCUUCUGCGCACAACACGGCGUGCAGCUCUUCGACUUUUCCGCAAAAGCCAUGACGAUGCAAUCCCUCAAAUUCCUCAGCCCCGCCGAUGACCCCACCCAUCCAACCGCGGUCGUCCUCCCCAUCGGCGACGCCUUCCAAAACCCGUUCUGGCCACAGGGCCUCGGCAUCAACCGCGGGUUCCACACCAGCCUUGACGCCGUGUACGCCGCGCACUUGUUCAUCACCACCCACGACACCGCGCUGGUCGAGCUGGAGCGCGGGUUUGCGCGCCGCACGUCCGAGUGGAUGGCGUUUGCUGAACAUUACUGCGUGCAGCCCAACCCGGCGGGACAUUGGACUUCCGACCCUGUCACGCGGUACGCGCCGCGGCUGUACCAGAGCAUGUAUUUGAGUGAGAAGAGUGAUCCGACGGCGAGGAAGGUUACGGAGCAGUUUAGGGGGAUGAAUGAGAGGGAUUUGGAGAGGAAGAGGGCGCAGAUUCCUGUGCCGGAGAGGGUGAAGGUUGCGCUGGGGUUGGAUGAGCCACGGUAG
Molecule: messenger RNA, 1869 nt
Organism: Fimicolochytrium jonesii
Lineage: Eukaryota; Fungi; Chytridiomycota; Chytridiomycetes; Spizellomycetales; Powellomycetaceae
Exons: 1
Coding region: 1-1869 (622 amino acids)
Source: RefSeq, a predicted model, not a curated record